UCAUUAGAGUGUGCAAACAUAUGGGAUUAUAGUCAGCCAUAAACAACUGAUUCUGCCUGGUUCCUGAUGAGCAAUUGAGUGAGGCUAAAAUUGACCCCAUUCUAUAAAAUGUUUUUCGUCCUUUAUCUUUUCUCUCUCAGGCUGGCUGAUGCUGUGACCCCACUCUGAAGAAUGAACUACAAGGAGCAGCUGCAGUGGGAACACUUUUUUCUUGAUCCACUCUGUCCAAGCCCUUCAUGAUUUGGAACACUUCAUCAAAUCUCCACCCAGCCUUCUCUGGGAAGAACAGUCUGAUCUAUCAGUGUAGCCACAGGCACCAUCAAACGGAAAUAAUUCUGCAAGUUCCUGUCAGAUAUUGCAACGUCAACUUUCUCCAUGAACAGAGGGCCUGAUGGCAAUCCUGUAGCGAAUGAGCAUUACACUGGAACUGGCAAAGGAAGAAAUAUUGUUUGUACUCAAUCAGAUCACUUGGUGAAUGUGCACGAGAAACACAAGCAAGUGGUCAGAAGUUAUGAGCAGUUCAUCCAGCUUUCUCCACUGGAGCCUUGCAUCCUGUUCCUUGAAGGAGGACACUGGCGGGAAAUCACCGUUCGCACCAAUAGGAAAGGAGAUACGAUGGCUAUUGUCUACUUCCAUCCUCAGCAUCUAGAGAAGGGUCGACAGGCAGGAGGCUGGAAGAACACAGCAAGCCAGGCAACAUCAGGAGAUGGAGAAGUCAAUGUUUUGGGUGUAUCCCUUCUUCUAGCCAAAGUAGGCAUGUUCACACUUUCCUAUGCCAUAUUCGAUCCCCUACAUUUUUGGCUGCUCAUUAUUUGUAUCUCUUUAUGUCCAUAUCACAACUUAAUUUCUUACUGAUCAUUGUGUCAUCAGCAAUACGCACACAAAAUGGACUGCAGCUAAUCAGAAAGGCAACUCAGCGCCAUCUUCACAAGGACAUCCAGAGAUGGGCAAUAAAUGCUGGCACAGCC
This is a messenger RNA of Chiloscyllium plagiosum (whitespotted bambooshark), 968 nucleotides long. The record is from RefSeq and is a predicted model, not a curated record. NCBI's taxonomy places the organism in Eukaryota, Metazoa, Chordata, Chondrichthyes, Orectolobiformes, Hemiscylliidae.